Molecule: messenger RNA, 3954 nt
Organism: Drosophila arizonae
Lineage: Eukaryota; Metazoa; Arthropoda; Insecta; Diptera; Drosophilidae
Product: erythroid differentiation-related factor 1
Biological process (GO): positive regulation of DNA-templated transcription
Source: RefSeq, a predicted model, not a curated record
AUGGCUGCUAUUGCACAGCUGUUUGCCGGCAUAACAAAAGCCAACCUUGUGGAAUAUUCGUGAACAAUUUGUGUGUGAAAAUUGAAAUGACUAAACAACGCAAUGGAAGAUAGCAAUGAAGAGAUUGAACCCUGUCGCAGCAUUGGGCCGCAUGAGCUGGAAGCUGUGAAAAGCCAAGCCAUCAUCAAACUUUCGCCCGUUCAAGUGCCUGCGCACUUUAAGCGCUUAGAAUGCAACACAAAUCUCAAUCUACCGCCUCUCAACUGGCUGACUACCUCGCACAGCAGCCAUGGACUGCAUCAGGCGUUGUAUCAAAGCGGCGGCUUCGCCAGCUUCCGUCUGGGGCAAAUGUUUCCCGAUUGUGUGGGCGAGGUGGACGUUGUCUCGGAUGCCGAGAAUAUCAAACAGCUACUAAAACUGCCAUACAGUGCUAAGAGCGCCAUCAGCAUGGUUGUGCAUAAGGUCGGCAACACGUUGUUGCUGGACGAGUUCGAUAUACAGAAGUAUUUGCUGCGCAAGUCGGACGAUGAUUGGAAAUGGUUGCGCAGCUUCAUACUCGAGCACAUUCUGGCCUACGGCGAUGAGCAGCACAAUUUUUGUAUUAAGGAGCGUUCCCGUGAGGCGCUGCAGACAAAGAACUUGCUCUCGAAGUUUCUGUACCACAGCCUGAAGCCAAGUAGCGAUACGGACUACGAUGCCAAUGAACCUCCAUUGCUAACCAGCAGGCGAGCAAGUCUGCCCAUUAUUGGACCUGUGCUGCCGGAACCGAAGAUCGAAGAGAAUGUGCCUGAUCCCAAAUCAAGCCAUGCCUUCAACCGCAAUGUUGUGUGGACGUUCGAGGAUAUUCGCAUGCUGAUUGGCACUGAUAUGCCCAUCUUUGGUGGUCCGAACAGGCCCUGCAUUAGUCUACGACUACGUGAUGCUGCACAGCCUAUCAAUGUCCUAACUGGCAUCGACUACUGGCUGGACAAUCUAAUGUGCAAUGUGCCGGAGGUAGUGAUGUGCUACCAUUUGGACGGCAUUGUGCAGAAAUACGAGAUCAUUAAGACUGAGGAUCUGCCCUAUCUGGAGAACUCGCAGUUUUCACCACAGGUGGUGCGCAAUGUGGCUCAAAAUAUUUUAGCAUUUCUGAAAGCGAAUGCGACCAAGGCGGGUCACACCUAUUGGUUGUUCAAGGGUCGCAACGAUGAUGUGGUUAAGCUCUACGAUUUGACCACCCUAUAUCAGAAUCAAAAUAAAGCAGCGGAGGAACCGGAGCAUCCACAGCAACAGAAGGAAAAGGAAAUGAAUCCGUUUACGGUGCCUGUGGGCAUGUUGCUCUACUCUGUGGCACGCAACAUGAAGAACACGCUGGAACACAUAACACCGAAGACAGCGGGCAAUAUACGCGCAUUGCUGGACAACUGCAUCAAGCUGUUGCCGAAGGAGCAGUAUCCACAGAUUGUCAGCUCAUCCCAUUAUAUACUCUCUGAUUUGCAUGUUCCCGCUGGAAUUGACCCGAAGGCUCCCAAAUUCAAUGAAUCGCCAACGCUGUUUAAUGACGACGAGGACGAGAUUGAUGAUGAAGAUGAGGAGGAGGAAGACAACUACAAUGACGAUCCCUUAAAUAACUUUGGGAGCGACAAGUACUACCAGAGUGCGGCAGAAAGUGGUGGCAAAGCGAAUGUAGCAGUGCGUCACAUCUGCGAUGCUUUGCGAGACUUCAAAUCGCAUGCCAAGCAACCCAAGCCGGCGCCUCUGAUCGCCAGCACGGUCGAUCGCUGCAAAAUAUCGCUGCAGCACAUCAGUGCGGGUCUCUCUUGCCUGCAGUACUUCAAUGGCAACCAGGAGGAGAAGCUGAAGGAGUCGGAAAUGCACGCCAAGCAGGAGGAGAAGCAGCGCAUACUACACGAAGAGCAGAAUCCCAACAUGGCGAAGCCCUUCAAUGCUAUACCACUGCCCUACGAGCAGCUAAAGAUUGCUCAGCCGCAGUCCCAGGCGCAGGCACAGCAGUCGAAGAAACGUUCCACCAAGACAAAGACUAAACGCAGCAAAUCCAAAGAGUUGACCAGCAACAACAACAACAACAACACCAAGCCGGCAACCGUGGCUACUCAGAAACUCAGUGCCAAGUUUAAUACUCAAAACUUUGGCUCGUGGAAUGUGCAUCUGAAGCUGCUGCUGCUGGAGAAGGCCUGCCUGACGUAUGCCACUCUAGCGGAGUACUACUACGAGGCCCAGGUCUAUGGCAGCACGCUGCGAGCCAUCGAGCUGGCCUGCCGCUGCCAGCAGGUGCUCAACAAGUACAUGGCCAACGUGGUCAGCCAGCAGAGCUGUCUGCUGGGACGCGCCGGGGAUUGUUUCUUUCAAAUGUCGAAGCACUGGAGCGCCAUCGAUCAGUAUGUGCAGCAAUAUGAGCAGCUGGAUGAGCAUUCGAGCUUGAUUAACGCUGAGCUGACACAGGAACUGGAGGAUGCAGAUCUGCUCACGCUAGUGCCCGUUAAGAAUGUCGAGCAGGUGAUGCUGCACAGCUGCAAAUGCUACGAAGAUGCACUGGAGCAUGCGCAGACCGAUGAGAGCAACGAGCUGCUGCGUCGCCUGGGCAAUGUGCGCAACGAACUGGGUCUCAAGUAUAUGUAUUCCGCUCAAGAGGAGUACAGCCAAAUGAAGCGCAAGAAAGAAGAAGCCGCCAAUGGCUCUUCAGAGCAAUCGAAAGCUGAAUUAGAUAAUGCAACUGAAACGCUAGCCUCUGCAGCAGAGCCUCUAUAUGUGAAACUGACAAUCAAUUCAUAUGACUGCCUGCGCCGUGGCAUCGCAGCCUUUACAGCGGUGAAGGAUAACGUCAAUCUUGCAUUCCUCUACUGCAACAUGGGCAGAUUCAUGCGGCUGCGUGCUCAUUUGACUAUGCCAAAUGAGAGCACCAUUGGCCUGGACAUACAGAAAACAUUUUAUAACGAAGCCUUUGACUACUAUGAGAAGGCUAAGGAUUGCCUGGAUACUAGAAAAGCCAAUCCCGAACUGUGGGAUCUUGUGCAGUGGGAGCUGUCGACAGCCACGUUUACGUUGGCCAAGCAGCUACAGGAUUACAGCGCCGCCGAUAAGAGCAGCCUGGCCGAGGCGUCCAAGGAGGUGUUGGACCUGCUGCAGAAAUCUCUAAAGCUGUGCGAUGUGGAACACGCAGGCGCACGCCAAGUGCUCUAUAGCUUUCGCUCUGGCCUUAUACACAAACGCAUUGCAUCCUUCCACUAUGCGCAGCUGCGUAGCUAUAGCGUUUCAGAUGCAUCUCAGCUGCCCAAAGCGACGCUGCAGCUAUGCAAAUACCACUAUGAGAAGGCGACGCACAUCUUGGAAAGCCUGAAGGAGGUGCGCGAUUUGCUGGUGGUGCAACUGGAGCGCAUAUCGUUGCACGAGUUUCUAUCGGAUGUUUCCAGUCAUGCAGCGCAGAAGGUGAAGCAUAUGCAAGCGGCUUUAGACAUUUGUUUCCAGUGCCAGCUCAUUUUCGGGCACGUCAUCGAUAGCAACAGCAGCGUGAACGUCGACGACGAUGACGAGUUCAAAGCACAUUUGACGCUCUAUGAGAGCCGAUUGCAGAAUGCAUUAAAAACGCUCAUCAAACUGCUGUUAACCACCGGCAAGGAUCCAAAACAGCUGUCGGCUUUGUACAAGCGCAUGUAUAUGGAAACCUUGACUGGGAAACAUGGCAUAGGCGCACAGCAAUCGACAGCAGAGUCUGUCACGCGUUCACACCAUUUGCACACGCUGCUUACCCGGCUGAAAGCCAUGUGCGGCGCUCAGCUUGCUAGCAACUAGUCGACUAGCUAGCUGGUCAGUACGUGUUGUCUACGAGUUUAUGAAAACAGUUCAAAUUUUGUAUAUAUGCAUCGACAUCGACAUCGACCUGCCCUGUUUAUUGAUGUGUGCUGCUAUAUUCGUCUCAAUUACACUGCAGCUCAGCUAACCAAAGCUUAGCCCCGC